GUUGGCGGGACCAUCGAACCGUCCCCCGCCCUGAGCGCCGGAAUGAGUCUCUGACCGAAUCGUGGUCAUAUCGCGACUAGACAUCCAGCAUCAUCUGUGAGCUCCAGCCCUCAAUUCCCCGACUGGAUCCACUCAUCCCGCUUGAUGGUGAGAUAAGAUCAUGGCAUCCUCACAUCCACAUCGGCCUCCAUCCUAAUCCAACCCCUCCAGACCCGUCUCCAUCCUCAUUGAUACGCCUCACAUAACCAUCAUGGACGACCUCAACGGUCUGAACUGGACCCCCAGUUCGUCCAACGACGCCCGCAAGCCCCCGCCGAUGAGUUCGGGCCUCUUCCCGAGCGCCAGGCCGAAUAACACCUCUGGCCGUUCUACACCCCUGUCUGCCUCCUCGGGCCCCGCGACUGCUGCUCAAUCCAAGUCCGCGAUCCCCGACAAAGACAGCUUUGCGAACCUGGUGUCCUUCGGUUCCUCUAAUGCCAACAAGAACCUUUCUCUGAUCGAGCAGCAAAGGAGACUGGAGCAGGAGCGAGCCAAAAAGGAGGCGGAGAACAGAUCCCGCUUCGAGAAACAGUACGGGGGACAAAACUCUCAAUUCUGGGACAACUUGGAAACGGGUGGGAGCAACAGGACUGCUUCGUCAAGUACCCCUGCUCAGCAGAGCGCAACAAUUGCCGAUGAGGAUGAUAUACUUGCUGCUUUCAACGCCUCUGCGCCUGUGGACGCGUCGACAAACUUCCCCGUUCCCAGCCCCAGCCCGUCUCCGCAAAUACACACAGGCUCGUCGCCGUUUGCCUCGAACAAUGCAGGCGCCUCCCGGCAGAAGGACACAAUGACAUUUCCCGACGACGACGAUCCGUUCGGUCUGAAUCAAUUGAAGCCCAAGCCUGCGCAACCGCCCCAGCCCUCUCAGGCCGAUGACGAUGACUUCCUCGGCUUGCUGGGCAAGCCUGUAUCGGAGAUCCCUCGACCAGACCCCCCUGCUAAAUCACCUUCCCCGACCCGAAGCGAAGACCGCACUCCGCCUCCCAAACCGACUAAUGGAGUUGAUCGGGCGAUUGCCGAGCUCGUUGAUAUGGGAUUCCCUGCAGACAAAGCCAGCCAGGCCCUGAGGAUGACGUCAUCCGGCACCGAUGUUCAGGCGGCUGUUGGUCUACUCCUCACGCAGGCGCAUGAAGACUCUCGCCAAAAGUCCAGGAGUCGACCAAGUCCGAACGAACGGCUCUCUGAACACCCGAGCGGAAGCAGAGAGCGCAGUGAGAGACACGGGCGCGAUGUGCCGUCGUGGAUGCAACAAGAGCGGUCACGCAGCAACAACCGGACUCCCUCGUCCGCAGACAAGGAUCCGUCGCAAGUGGCGGCGGCGUUUGGAAACAAUCUGCUCAAAACAGCGAACUCCCUCUGGAAGUCUGGGAGCAAGAAGGUACAGCAGGUGGUCCAGGAGUUCAAUGCGGAACAUGACCCAAACCAGCCUCGGUGGCUGAGAGAGCCUUCCGCGCGUGAGGAGUCAUUCAGUGACCGUACUCGGGUCUCCGAGAAGUCCGAAGCUCGCCCUGAAACCAUGACCGACGAGGCACUUCUGCUAGAAUCAGGCGGGCCCAUGCGCCCGUCUCGUAAUACUAUGCGAUCGAAUGACAGGCCUUCCCCCCGUGCAAGCAGUAAUGGUUUCCGGAAUCAACCGUCCCCAGCGAGCGAAAGACGUGUCCAACAACCGGCUUUCAUGCAACAGCAGCUCCGAACAGAAACGAAGGAUCCCCGGUCUCGGUUAACAAAAGCCGCCGUGGAGGAGCAGUCGGCACAGGCAUAUGUCAGUCCUGCACGAAGGAAACGCCCCGUUGCCCCGUCGCCUGCUCCGGAGCCACAGGUCGAUUUGUUCGAGAGUCCAGCACCAACGCCCGUUCAGCGACCGAGGCCUUCACCCGCACCGGCUCAGUCGUCGUGGACAUCUCCCCCAUCUUCCACUUUACCCACAAGGCCCAAGGCUCCGCCUCGAGCUGUACCACCAGUAUCUCAAGAUGCUCUUGCCACUACGCAUCGCCAGCGUGGCGCCGCAGCAGAAGCCUACAAGAGAGGCGACUAUGCAGCUGCCCACGAGGCUUUUACAGCGGCCCUUGCACCACUUCCAGAUAAGCACCCUCUUACUAUCAUGAUCCGCAGCAACCGUGCCAUGACCGCUCUGAAAAUCGGAGAGCCCAAGGUGGCCAUCAGUGACGCGGACACUAUCCUAGAACUGAUCGGCCCCGCGAAGGGUGAAAACGAGAGCAUCGAGCUUGGCAACGGCGAACCCAAUAAGUCAAUGAAGGACUUCUUUGGCAAGGCAGUGAUGCGGAAAGCCGAAGCCCUGGAAAAUCUCGAACGAUGGGCGGAGGCUGCCCAGAUAUGGAAACUGGCGGUUGAGAAUGGCCAUGGCGGCAGCACCAGUAUCCAAGGCCGCAACCGGUGCGAAAAGGCAGCUGGCAUUGGCAAGCCUGCCCCGAAGCCUUCGACACCGGCCCGACGGCCUCCUGCUGCAGCUCCCGCUCCCAAGAAAGUGUCUGCUCUGGAUGACCUCCAGGGCCGUUCAACCCCGGCUGGAACCUCUUUCGAGGCCGUUACCCGCCUGCGAGAAGCCAAUCAAGCGGCCGAGCGCGCCGACGAAGAGAAAUUUGCUCUCUCCGAAAGCGUCGAUGCUCGACUGGCUGCAUGGAAGAACGGGAAACAAGACAACUUGCGAGCGUUGCUAGGCAGCUUGGAUACUGUCCUAUGGCCGGAAUCCGGAUGGAAGAAGGUGAACAUGUCCGAGCUGAUCAUGCCAAACAAGGUGAAGAUACAGUACAUGAAGGGGAUUGCAAAGGUUCACCCCGACAAGAUCUCCACCGACGCCACGACCGAACAACGCAUGAUCGCAGGUGCCGUAUUCGGUGUCCUGAACGAAUCCUGGGACAAGUUCAAGAAGGAGAACAACCUCUAGCAUCUCUCUUACCUACCUCAUAUCUCACCAUCAUCCAUCCAUCCAUCCAUAUCCCUGAAUUGAUAUCACACAUAUGCCUGUCUAUACUCUCUUCAUCUCUAUUAUCUCAACCAAAUAUCUGUUCCCUUAGAUUCCCGGGAUGGGUUGAUUUCAUACAACCUUAUUAUCAACCAGCCAACCAACCUACCUACCUACUUACCUACCACCCAAAGUCUCUCUACACCAUGGAAUGGAACACUUUCUUCUAUUGUACUCCACGCAGUGAAGCGGGCACACCAGCUCAUGAUUUUAUUUGCGCUGAGCCUUAUAACUCUGUACAUACAUAGACUUCUUUUUUUUUUUCUCUUUUCGCAUUGCUUUUGAUAUGAUGGGAUGAGCGGUUCACGGCUGACUGAAUGCAUCAUGGUGGUUGGCUCUG
Aspergillus heteromorphus CBS 117.55 is the source of this 3365-nucleotide messenger RNA. RefSeq names its product UBA/TS-N domain protein. Gene Ontology annotation, cellular component: intracellular membrane-bounded organelle; vesicle; cytoplasm. Gene Ontology annotation, biological process: clathrin-dependent endocytosis; clathrin coat disassembly. The transcript is spliced from 2 exons. Gene Ontology annotation, molecular function: clathrin binding. Lineage: Eukaryota; Fungi; Ascomycota; Eurotiomycetes; Eurotiales; Aspergillaceae. The record is from RefSeq and is a predicted model, not a curated record. The annotation marks the transcript as partial.